GAAAAGGAAAAUGAGAGGUUUAGCAAGCAACAGGAAAACCGCUAAGAGAACACAUUCCAGGCGCGCAGAGUCUGGACGGAACAAUAAGGGGUGGGACAAAAACUCCAUGCCUACAACUAUUUAAAAAUCUCUAAUCUCGCUUUUUAAUCGGGAACACGGCCGGCAGCUGAAGAGUUCUUACUUAAUGGGAAUCGAGUCCAGUCUGUCGUCUCUUGUGAAGUCAGUCAAAGCGGAAGGAGUCUGGUCCAAAGCCCCACGACGAUGUUCCUGUUGUGUGUUUUAUCAGCGCAGAUUUAGACCCAGAUGAGAUAGGCUUCAUCGAGCGCGCUGUGGACUCAGACAUCAAGCUCUGAGAAACUGCGGCUGGUUCGUCAUCGAGGGCAGCGGGGAGGAUGUGAGAUCUCUCCGGAUGAAACAUCUGCAGCUGGGCCUUCCAACUCUUAUUUCAGUCUCAUAAUGUCGCCAAACUUACCUCCAACGCUGCAUUAAAGUGUCUAAUUCCGUUUUGCUUGUGAUAUGGGCGACGUGUGGUGUUCACAUCUGUCAAGUUAACAGCGGAGCAGAAAACAGUGAUGGGAAGCUCUGCUCUUCUUACGGUUCUGUUAGCAGGAGUCUUUCUCUUGACUUCCAGCAUUCAUGCAGAGAACCAUGAUGACGGUAAAGAAGAGAUGCUGCUGUGCACCUGUGAGAACACCAAAGGCACAUGCAACAACGGAACAUGCAGAGGAGACUUCUGUUUCUACACCUGGGCACGGAGCAAGGAGGAAUGGGGGUGCUUCUUCACAAAAAACUUCAGAGAGCAGUGCUCGGGUUCCUUCCCUGGCUUUUUUGUCCACUGCUGCAAAGAGAACAAGUGCAACGAAUUCCUCACGCCACCUCCAAAUAUUAAUGGUGAACCGACAACAGGGCCACCUCCAGAGACCCCAGGUCCUGAGCUGUGGAUUGCUGUGUCUCUGCUGCUCCUACUCACGUCUGUAAGUGUGUGUGGCUUGUUGCUAUUUCUGCGAUUUAGACGCGCACCCUGCAAAGUGAAAGACCCUGAAGACCACGGCGUCAUGGUCAAAGUCCCCGCUGGAGCUGACCCCACAUACGGUGACAUUUUUGAUGAGUUUUGCACAUCAGGAAGUGGAACAGGCCUUCCAUAUCUGGUCCAAAGGACUAUGGCGAGACAAAUCUCCCUUGUUGAGUGUGUUGGUAAAGGUAGAUAUGGCGAGGUUUGGAGGGGGACAUGGAUGGGGGAAAGUGUGGCUGUCAAGAUUUUCUCCUCCAGGGACGAGCAAUCCUGGUUCAGAGAGACAGAGAUCUACAAUACAGUGCAGCUGCGCCAUGAGAACAUCCUGGGCUUCAUUGCCUCUGACAUGACAUCCAAAAACUCCAGCACCCAGUUGUGGCUCGUCACUCACUUCCAUGAGCUGGGUUCGCUUUAUGAUUUCCUGCAGUACAGGAGCCUGGAGCCAGAGAGCUGUUUGAGGAUGUGCCUCUCUGUGGCUUGUGGCCUGGUCCACCUCCACACCGAGAUCGUCAGCUCCCAGGAGAAGCCGGCAAUCGCCCACCGAGACCUCAAGAGCCGAAACAUCCUGGUGAAGAGGAACGGACAAUGCUGUAUCGCGGAUCUAGGUCUGGCUGUGAUCCACUCUCAGUCUCAUGACUACCUAGAUGUGGGCAACAACCCUCGUGUAGGGACAAAGCGCUACAUGGCCCCUGAAGUGCUGGAUGAGACGAUUCGUGUCGAUGUCUUUGAGUCUUACAAGCAAACAGACAUCUGGGCCCUUGGCCUGGUCUUCUGGGAAAUAACCCGCAGGACUAUUGUCAAUGGGAUUGUUGAAGAGUACCGACCUCCCUUCUUUGACUUAGUGCCCUCAGAUCCAAGCUUUGAGGAGAUGAAGAAGGUGGUGUGUGUGGACCAACAAAGGCCCAGUCUGCACAACAGACUCCAUUCCCACCCAAUCCUCUCAACCAUUGUCAAGAUCAUGAAGGAGUGUUGGUACCAAAACCCAACAGCCCGCCUCACAGCCUUGAGGGUGAAGAAAACCCUCUCUAAACUAGACGUCGAAGCUGACUUCUGCAUAGAGAAACUCAAGUGCGACAUCUAAGUGAGAACACAAAGAAAUAUUGCUGAAAACAAAACAAAAAGAAACAACAAGAAAAGUUAUGUAACCAUCUGCCCUUAACUACAGCCAACGUUUUGUUUUUGUUUUUGCAAUAAAAAGGGGAAAUUUUUUUACUAAUCAUUAUGGGAUGGGAAAUCCUUUCCUGAUUAUUCACAAUGUUUUAAAGUGGGUUUUCCACAAUGACUUGAUCAUAGACAGCACAAUGGCUUGAUUUCAUAAACAUGUUCAGUUAAGUUAAAGAUGCAUUUAUUACAGGCAGCACAGACAGACUGAAGUAUUUAGUUGUACAUAAUCUAAAAGUAUUGAAGCUUGUAAGGAUCCACUGGUUAUUUACAAUAUUGAUAAGUGUAAAAAUACUUCAAGAGACAUAAAUUUCUAUUUUAAAGCACAUUUUAUACACUUUUUAUCAUGUUUAUUUUUUUUUUUUUAUAUAUAUAUUUCUUUAGACCUAAAAUGUACCACCACAACCACUAUGGUCAAGAUAGCAAAUCACAUAAUGAUAUGUAACAUUGUAGAUCUUUAAUAAAGGUUUGUAUUUUGCAGAUAAA
Messenger RNA from Girardinichthys multiradiatus, 2659 nucleotides. RefSeq names its product activin A receptor like type 1 (gene acvrl1). Lineage: Eukaryota; Metazoa; Chordata; Actinopteri; Cyprinodontiformes; Goodeidae. Gene Ontology annotation, biological process: BMP signaling pathway; dorsal/ventral pattern formation; heart development. Gene Ontology annotation, cellular component: BMP receptor complex; plasma membrane. The coding region runs from base 573 to 2093 and encodes 506 amino acids. Gene Ontology annotation, molecular function: SMAD binding; transforming growth factor beta receptor activity, type I; ATP binding. The record is from RefSeq and is a predicted model, not a curated record. The transcript has 11 exons.